AGAAUCAGCCACUACUAAUUAAUGCAGGGUUGUCACAAAAUUUUUAAGUAGAUGACGCUGUUGUUGUAUUAGAUGAUGAAGAUGGCUGAUUUUGUCAUUUUUCCCCUAAAGAAUCACAUAGAUAGCCAGCAGUAGUCAGCAGAUAUCUUGAAAUAGAUGGUGAUUUUUUUUCCCAGCAGCCACUUACAUGUAGUCUUGAUAACCCAGCUUAUUAUGAUUUUAUCAUUGCAGGUUGGUCUGAUGUAUCAAAUUUAGUGAGCUGCCAUCACUUGUUCAGCAGCCAGUUGAGCUCCUCCCUGCUUCCCAUGUCUUCUCACCAAAUGGUUUCAUCACGAAUGGCUGUGUGCAAACAUCUCUUGGUACUGCUCAGUUUGAUAACAAAGCUUAGCGUCAACAAGAUUGGUCUGGAUGCCAGAACAGCAGAGGAUGUGUCUUCAGUUUACAUUCCUACAACAGUGAGGCUAUUGAGGACGUACCUUGCUCUUCACUGGAUCUUAGAACAAACUGUUACUCCCACUCCAUCUAGUGCCAUAGAAUCCAACUUAAAACAGUUAGCAACUCUGGAAAUAUCUGAUGGAAUGGAGCCAAAGGCAAUUUCUGAUGAUCCAUCCGUUACAGUCAGUGAGCUCUUCCUAAGUGGUGUUGGAGGUACACAGCUCAGAAGGCACCUGGCCCAUAAACUAAAGGCCUCACAGGAGAUGGGUGGUCAGGACCCAGCCCUGCUGUGGUCCACAUUUUUCAACCAGGCUGUUUAUACCCUGAUGGACCUGAUCUGGCCAACCAGGCAGAGUGUCAUUUUCCCAGAGUUUCUCCUCUCAAGGUGUCAGUAUCUUCAUAUUCAAGAGUACGCUCAUCUGAUUUGUUACUGGUGUGACACCUGUCAAUCAUCUUGGCAUUUCUUGUUGGGCCAAUCACAUCUGACGUUGGGAGAACAUCAUAAGGCCUUUGGUUGCUUUCUGAAGGCAGCAAAAGGAAUUGGGUCAAAGGAUGCUUUCUUGAUGAAGAUUCUGCAGAGUGAUUCCACAGACAUCUCAACUCUACUUGUUCUGUUUUAUGUCAAGGUGUUGAAGUUGUUUGAGCAGUUUGAUGCGCCAGAUUAUGUCAUCCGUGUAGCUCAUAUAGCGCUGGACUUGGCCCCACCCAGUGAUCCAAAUAUUCCGGAUCUGUGGUCGAACAUUUUCAAACAUCAGCUAGAGUUAGGACACAAUGACCUGGCAUACGAUGCUCUGAUCACAAACCCGAAUCCUGUCAGGCGACGCGUCUGCCUUCAUAAGCUCAUGGUAACUCUGUGUGAAAGAGGACAAACUCAGCAACUGAUAGAGUAUCCCUUCAUCAACCUACAAGAUGAGUUUGUAGAUAUCAUGGAGUCUCACGCCCGUACGGUUGACAUAACAACCCAUAGCUACUAUGAUUUGUUGUACGCUUUCCACGUGUACAGGGGAAACUAUAGAAAAGCUGGGUCAGCCAUGUAUGAUCAUGCCAUGAGGCUGGGACAAGAAGUGUCAGGACUUGACAGUUUACAGAAACAGGCCAAAUGUUAUUUAGCAGCAAUGAAUGCCCUCCGGCUUGUAGACCCCAAGAAUGCCUGGAUUGUAAAACCUUUGGACAGAGUCAACACAAGAAAAUCUGAUGAACCGCCCAACAUGUCUCCAAAACGAAAGCAAGGGGAGGAAGGAGACAUACUCUAUCCAGGUCACUCGGGAAGGACUCGGCGGAAAGUGACAGUGUUAGAUAUCAGGGACCUGGAGGGAGAGUAUCUAUUGGUUCUUGCCAGGCUGCAACUUAUCAAGGUUGACGCUGACCCGACACGUGCAACAGGCCCUUUGCUGUCCGCUCAGGAGAGCGUGGCAUUGUUGAGUCAGGCAGGCUUGUUCGAUAAUGCCUUCACAGUGGCUUUUCACUUUAAUCUUCCAAAGGAAACAAUAUUUGAAGGACUAGCGUCAAGGUGCGUCAAAUUAUCGUACCAAGGAACUGGCUUAACAAGAAGAGAUGAGGAGGACGCGUGGGACUGGAUCCUAUCUAAUGAUCUUGGCGAGGCACAGGUCUCCGGAUAUAAAAGCGUGGCAGACCAGGCAUGGCAGCUGUUGAAGUUGUACCUCGACAGACUAGGCUCACGUGAUGGACACGUGUAUUACCGAUGUGUCGCCAGUAAACUGCUGUCAGCUGGAGCGGCUCUACCCACGUGGCUGGUGAAUGAUUAUAAGCGGGUUAAUGCUUCUGAACUACUUCGCUUGUACAUCAACUACGACCUACUCUUAGAAGCCGUGAUGUUGGCUUUGGAAUACAUCGAAGCAGUGUUAGGAAAUGGCAAGGAAUACUUCGGACUCAAGAAUGCUCUGCACGCCACCAGUCCCAGUGUGUGGCUCCCAUACGCGUCUCUGGAUCAACUGUUGGUGUUGUUAAAAGAUGUCCAAACUGACUCGGAGCUAGCUAAGGCACGAGACGAACUUACAGAGCUACUCCAAAGAUUCCACGACCAAGUUGUCACAGUGUCACAUGACACGACGACUGCAGAGCUGACACGAGCUCAGCGGAAGCACGCAGCAGAAUCGAUUCCAAUACAAUGACAUUGAUAGUGUAGUGUAUACAGUGUGAAACAGAACUGGAACAGAUCUCUGUUGUGAGGAAAGACGGAAUUCCGUGAAGAACUCAUUCGUCUCGUUUAUAAUCAAUAGGCUAUGUUCGUAUUCUCGGUAUUGGACUGGAACUAGCUUGCAACCGAGGCUAAUGCGGGGUGUCCUUUUAAAUGCAAAUGACAUUAAUUUCUUUUUAAAAAUAUUCCCCCACAUGAGCUUCCAUUACAAGCUGGUUCCUCUCCAAUAACGAGAAUGGUAUUGAUAUGGCCUAUUCAGUUGAAGCUGUAGUGCUUUUUUUGAUCAAGCCCUGUAGAAGAGUUUCCUCGCGAGAAUUCGAGUCGUCGCAAGAGUACUCGCGCGAGUAUUCGCAGACUUUCUUUACAAUUCAGUUGAAGCUGAAGUGCCUGUUUUGAUCAACCCCUUUAGAAGAGUUUCCUCGCGUGCGCCCUAACAAGUCAUCGCGAGAGUGCAUGCGCGCGAUUAUUCGCGGGACUUUCUUUACAUGUAGUCUUGAGAGAGCUUUCCUAAAAAAUCGAAGAUUCUUCGCAUCACCUUAACGCAGGAGCCUGUUUGACGUUUAAGAAUCUCUUUAUGCAACCCCGUUCCCAGGCUCACUCCUUUGCCUCCCUUGUCGUACAAAGGAGAGAGAGCCUGGGGUGGAGGAUGCCCAUGCUGCCCAGCAACUUCUCACAAGUCCCGGGCUCUAAAUACGAAAAAGAUAGCGGUCAAGCGAUCCACAUCAUGGGUGAUCAGCAUUCAUUUCCCCUUACAAUAUAAGUGCAUUACCCAGCAGACAGGUGGUGAGAAUAAAGAAAGCCAUCAGAGCAAUGUCUUGAUGCACCACCAAAUUCUCGUAACUGACAUUCAAAUAACUGUGUGACAAACAGUAAGGAGAAUAUAGGUUCAAUAUUAGGAUGCAAUAUACAACUUCGACACUGUUACCUACGACUAUCUUUUUUUGUGAAAAAAAACUUUUCGGUAUUGUAUAAAUAAAACUUUUGUAAUUUAGAAACCUGGGGAAAGCAGUGAGUAAAUUAUGACAUUAAAAGUGA
This is a messenger RNA of Orbicella faveolata, 3628 nucleotides long. RefSeq names its product nuclear pore complex protein Nup160-like. Gene Ontology annotation, cellular component: nuclear pore. The record is from RefSeq and is a predicted model, not a curated record. Gene Ontology annotation, molecular function: structural constituent of nuclear pore. Lineage: Eukaryota; Metazoa; Cnidaria; Anthozoa; Scleractinia; Merulinidae.